Nerophis lumbriciformis (worm pipefish) is the source of this 846-nucleotide messenger RNA. The record is from RefSeq and is a predicted model, not a curated record. NCBI's taxonomy places the organism in Eukaryota, Metazoa, Chordata, Actinopteri, Syngnathiformes, Syngnathidae.
AUGAAUAAACGUCAUUUAAAAAAAACGCUGCCUCGCGAUAAAGUGGACAUGUCACUCGAUGACAUCAUCCGCUUGAACAAGAAAGAGCAACAUUCAAAACCGAAACGACCCAAGGCAAAUCAACAAACCCUCCGCCGGCAAACGACGCCCUCAGCAACUCAAGGAAACAUGAAAACUUGGUCCAGAAACACAAAAAACGGCGUGUUCCGAGGAGGGGGAGCGACUAAAUUAAGAACGCGGCGAGGGCAGGGCGUCGUCAGCGGUCUGGCGUCCCGGAAGAACCUGGUCAGACGACCUGCUCAGCCAAGCAAGCCGAAGCUCCAACCGUUCCUUCGGCGCCCUCAUCUGGCCGGCUUCGCUUUGUACAGAAACGCUCAAGUCCCAAGGACGGAAACUCCAGUCAACAGCCCGUUUCAACUGCGACGACGACGUCUCCCUCCCGCGCAUCAGACGGACGUACGCCAAGCCACGUUUCUUCAUCACAGAGGACUUAAGGUGCAAGCUCUGGUGCGUAAAGCAAAUCCUCACACGCUUCCCGUCAGAACUCGUCCAUGGCGCACAUCAACAAAUAACACGGGACUCCUUACGAUCUCCAUAGACAACCCUACUGCCAUGACUCAGCCUGAACCUCCUUCGGCUUGGACUCUGCACCCCCCGACGCAACCCGACGUGACCCGGGUGGAAACGGCGGCGGUGAAGACUGACCCGAAAGGUGUCCCCCUCCAAUUUGACAUCAACAGUGUUGGAAAACCACAAACGUCGAUGAGCUUGAACGAGAGAUUCCGCAUCCUGAAAGCCCGACGUGCGCAGAUCAGUAAAGGCAUUCGAUUCGUGGUGGUGGACUGA